Molecule: messenger RNA, 1155 nt
Organism: Laccaria bicolor S238N-H82
Lineage: Eukaryota; Fungi; Basidiomycota; Agaricomycetes; Agaricales; Hydnangiaceae
Exons: 7
Coding region: 1-1155 (384 amino acids)
Source: RefSeq, a predicted model, not a curated record
AUGCACCUUCGCUCUCUCGACAAAAGGUAUCGCGACUUGGCAGCUAAAGAGAACGUGUGCCUGGUACCAGAUCUGUCAUUUGACAGUGACAUCACCGCAUUCGAUAGGGACCCAACUGAAAAAGCUAUCAGCUGGCUGUGGGUGCCAGUGCAAAUCUCUGUGGGUAAAAAAACUCACACUCUAGCCCUACCUUCCAGGCUCCAGCAAGUCCAGGUCGUACCCGAGCCCAAUGCAACUGGUUCAAAACGCAAGGCAGACGUCGCUUUAAAUCACACCAGUGAUGCAGCUCCAGAGGAUGGGGAGCUCAUACAGGGGGGUUCUGAGAAAAAGCCACGCACUGACCGCAGAGGAGCCUCCUCAAAAAAUAACCACAAGCGUGCAGGUAAUCCGGCCCGAAAACUUGAAAGGCUCAGUCAAAAGCUCCAAAAAGCCGGUCUGACUGUUUUGAACGGCUCGUAUUCAAUAGUUGAAGACGGAUCUGCUUCCUCAACAGGAUGGCAGGGUGCCACACCCACACUAAGUGACUGUGAAAAAAUUGAAGCAGCCUACGAUAGUGGUGCAAUCAAAGAUAUGGUGGCCAAGUUUUACCCUGUCCGCUAUGAGGAUGCCGCAAUCAAAGACUUGCUCCACCCAUUGGCAUCAAACGAAUCCGUUUGCCGAAAGCACGCUCACAAUGCUAGAGGCCCACACAUUGCCUGCAUCAUAGGCCACUAUCGGCAGUAUUCUAAGGUGGCGGAACCUGAUCUCACUGGCUUCCACAAGCAGAAUAUGGACCGCGUAAACAAAUUUAUUUCACAGCCCAUUAUCCAGAGAAUAAUACGAUUUGCAGAGCAGUUUGUGAUGCUAUUCUUCCCUGGCGUCGCAGAAAGAUUCCGCCGGUGUGCCGAGUGGCAUGAGCAGAGAUACCCAAAUGCCAAGCCCCUGUUUGGGUGCUUCUGGAACCUCUGCGUGAAUGAUAGCAAAAAUAUUGUUGGUGUCUGCCUUCUCAUGGUGUACGUUCUCCCUGGAAGUGGCUUUGACCACACUCGAAAAACCUGGCUGGUUCUCUGGGAGGCUGGAGUUGUCAUUGAGCUCCCUCCAUGGGUCUUUUUGGCAUAUCCAUCCUCACUCCUGUACCACUUUAAUAUCGAUGUUGACGGUGCUUUUUCAUCAUGA